AUGCUUGUCCCCCAAGCAGCUGCGGAGCAGACAACCAUGCAAGUAUGGAUUCCUAUGGUACCCCCGGGCAGCCCGGAUUUUUACGAUGAGGUGGAAGGUGUUGUCGAGACUGUUACAAACGGCCAAACGGUACUCGGUAUACGAUACAAGGCGAGCGCGGCGCCAGCGGACUAUUACCCUACCCAGACCAUCACCGUUGGGCAGAACACUUUCAGAUACUCACUAACAAGACCCUACGGGGCCUCCAUUGUUGACUGCACCAUGACCGGCUGCCCCACGGCUACGACGGCGACGUGCGUCCUUAUCGAAAGCGAGUCAGGGAAAGGCCUUUCCACGGCCACUCAAACGGUCGAUGCUACCGACAUAUCCUUUGGCCCUCUUUCUCUCGCCACGCCUCUGCCCGACAGCACCACUCCCGAGUGCGGCGCCGAAAACGCCGACAAGACCAAGACCCCGAGCAACACUGAGACUGGCACUGGCACGGGCGCGAGUGCGAGCGCGACCGGAACUGGUGGGGCCGGCUCCGAUAGUGCGGGACUGAAGGUUGUUGGUUCGUGGAGGGCGAUCGCUGCGGCUGCCGCGCUGGCCCUUGCCGCUACAAUUUAA
Molecule: messenger RNA, 606 nt
Organism: Scedosporium apiospermum
Lineage: Eukaryota; Fungi; Ascomycota; Sordariomycetes; Microascales; Microascaceae
Exons: 5
Coding region: 1-606 (201 amino acids)
Source: RefSeq, a predicted model, not a curated record